AAUCUGAUGGGCCCUCUGAUUUUCUUUCUUUUUCUAUAAACAUUUUAUUUAUUUACGAGUUUUUUCUGAUAUCUCUCAAAGAGAAGAGUGAGUGAGGAUCAAUCAAUCAUCAAUGGCGUCUCCAACACCAACGAGAAUCUCAUUCCGUAUACUGAUCCUGAUCUCUUUGAUGGUGCUUCUAUUCUACGUCGGCCGUCCUCUCUACUGGAAGAUCUCCGCAACCAUCCACGAUAUCCGCCACAACAAGCAAUCCGUCAGAGAAGGUAUAUCUCAGAUCGUACAAGAGGCGCAGAGAUCGGUGGGAUGGUACCACGACGAGUCGGAUUCGGGGUUCUUAGAGGCUCGUAGCAAGAAAUCGAGAGUCUCAACCUCUCGGAGGCUUCUUUUCGCCGGUGAUCAGUGAGAAAAUUUCACCUUUGGUUUCUUCUAAAUAAUUUGUAGUACACUGUGUGUCUGUUGUAUGCAAUCUUUGCUCUAUACGUCGACGUUUCGUAAUUAGUAUUCCGACAAGAUGUUCUUAAUAAGGUAGAUAUGAAACUAUAAAAGAGAGCUUUGUGUAUUUCUGUUUGUAUAAGCUUUUGCUUGAAACUUGUUUACAGAGUAAGUGAAGAUAAAAAUGAAACAAA
Messenger RNA from Brassica rapa (field mustard), 626 nucleotides. RefSeq lists its product as uncharacterized. Lineage: Eukaryota; Viridiplantae; Streptophyta; Magnoliopsida; Brassicales; Brassicaceae. The record is from RefSeq and is a predicted model, not a curated record.